Messenger RNA from Aspergillus calidoustus, 1614 nucleotides. Lineage: Eukaryota; Fungi; Ascomycota; Eurotiomycetes; Eurotiales; Aspergillaceae. The record is from the annotation of a GenBank genome assembly.
AUGGCAGCGCCAACAAAGGCCGUUGCGCCAACCAAGCAGCUCCAACCCCAGACCAAAGACAGCAAACGAGUCAUCGAAGCACAAAAGAAAUACGGCCGCGGCCGCGCCAUCCGAACCCACAGCAUCCGCGACAAGAAACUGCGCCGGAACCUGCAAGCCGUCGAAGAGAAAUACAAGGCCGCCGCGCUCCAAGCCAAAGAUGCCGAGAUCCUGCACGAGCAUGAGGCCGGGUUCAUCGAGCCCGAGGGCGAGAUGGAGCGGACGUACCGCGUGCGCCAGGACGAUAUCACAGCGAGUGUGGGCAUUGAGACGGCGAAGAAGAAGUUCGAGUUGAAGUUGGAAGAUUUCGGGCCGUAUCGCAUGGAUUACACACGGAAUGGUCGAGAGCUGUUGUUGGCGGGGAGGAAAGGGCAUGUUGCGACAAUGGAUUGGCGGAAUGGGAAGCUCGGGUGUGAGUUGCAUUUGAGGGAGACGGUACGGGAUGCGCGGUGGCUGCACAAUAAUCAGUACUUUGCUGUCGCUCAGAAGAAGUCGGUGUAUAUCUACGAUAGCAAGGGUGUUGAGCUGCACUGUUUGGAUCGGAUAGUCGAACCCUGCUUUCUUGAUUUCCUUCCCUAUCAUUUUCUCCUCGCUUCUGCUCAAAUGAGCGGCCACCUCAAAUACACCGACACAUCAACGGGCCAACUUGUCGCCGAAUUCCCCACUAAAGUCGGCGCCCCGACAUCCCUCGCCCAAAACCCCUGGAACGCCAUCAUGCACGUCGGCCACCAAGACGGCACCGUCACCCUCUGGUCCCCAAACACCGAAACCCCACUCGUCAAAGCCCUCGUUCACCGCGGCCCAGUCCGCUCCAUGGCCAUCGACCGCCAGGGCCGCUACAUGGUCUCAACAGGUCAAGACCUCAAAAUGGCCGUCUGGGACAUCCGCAUGUACCGCGAAGUCCAUUCCUACGCCUGCCGCCAACCCGGCUCCUCCGUGGCCAUCAGUGACCGCGGCCUCACUGCCGUCGGCUGGGGCACACAGACCAGCAUCUGGCGCGGCCUCUUUGACGCCGCGGCCGCGAACGAAGAGAAGGUGAAGCAGCCCUACAUGACCUGGGGCGGUGAUGGCCAGCGCGUCGAAAACAUGCGCUGGUGUCCCUUUGAGGAUAUCCUGGGUAUCGCGCACGACAAGGGCUUCGCGAGCAUCAUCGUCCCCGGCGCAGGUGAACCCAACUUUGACGCCCUCGAGGUGAACCCGUACGAGAACCCGAAGCAGCGCCAGGAGGCCGAAGUCCGCGGCCUCAUGCACAAGCUGCAGCCCGGUAUGAUCUCGCUGGAUCCCGAUUUUAUCGGCAAGGUCAAUACGAUCAGCGACAAGAAGAUCCGCGAGCAGCGAAACCCGGACCACAAGCCCGAGGAUACGAUGGAGAAGCUCAAGAAUCGGGGCCGUGGUCGGAACAGUGCGCUGCGGAAGUAUCUGCGGAAGAAGGGCAGGAAGAAUGUCAUCGACGAGAAGCUGCUCAAGGCGCAGGCGCUGCACAAGGAGCGCUCGGCACGUGCAAAGGACAGACUCAAUGCCGAAAAGGAAGGGCUGGGGCCGGCUUUGGCUCGGUUUGCGAAGAAGGAUCUAUGA